GCGAGGCGCUGGAGCACUGCCGCAGCUACAACGCGCGGCUCUGCGCUGAGCGCAGCAUGCGCCUGCCCUUCCUCGACUCCCAGACCGGCGUUGCCCAGAACAACUGUUACAUCUGGAUGGAGAAAACCCACCGUGGACCGGGCCUGGCCCCGGGGCAGAUCUACACCUACCCGGCACGCUGCUGGCGCAAGAAACGGCGGCUCAACAUCCUGGAGGACCCGCGGCUGCGGCCCUACUGCGAGGCGCCCCUGAAGAAAGAGGGGGGGCUCCCUGAGGGGCCGGUGCUGGAGGCACUGCUCUGCGCCGAACCCGGGGACAAGAAGGUUGAGUUGAAGGAGGAGGAGGCUGUGCUGGAGUGCCCGCAACCGCCGGGCGAAUUCUCCCACGAAGCGGAGGGUGACGAGCUGGAGGAUGACACCCCCCGUCGUAAAAAUAAAGCCAAGGGCAAGGCGUACGGCAUUGGGGCCAUGCGGAAGAGGCAGGAUCCCACCGCGCUGGAGGACCGGGACAAACCCUACGUGUGUGACAUCUGUGGGAAGCGCUACAAGAAUCGCCCGGGGCUGAGCUACCAUUACACCCACACGCACUUGGCUGAGGAGGAAGGGGAGGACCAUGGCGAGCGGCUGCCCCUACCCCGCAGGAACCACCACAAGCAGUUUUACAAAGAGUUGAACUGGGUCCCCGAAAACCAGCGCAGGAACACAGCUCGUGCAGCCCCCGAGGGGCCGGUGGCCCCAAACGGUUACUGUGAUUUCUGUCUAGGCGGCGCGAAGAAAACCGGCUGCCCUGAGGAGCUCAUCUCCUGCGCCGACUGUGGACGCGCCGGCCACCCCUCCUGCCUGCAGUUCACUGUCAACAUGACGGCGGCCGUGCGCACCUACCGCUGGCAGUGCAUCGAGUGCAAGUCCUGCAGCCUCUGCGGCACCUCCGAGAACGACGACCAGUUGCUCUUCUGUGACGACUGUGACCGGGGGUACCACAUGUAUUGCCUGAGCCCCCCCAUGGCGGAGCCCCCUGAAGGCAGCUGGAGUUGUCACCUGUGUCUCCGGCAGCUGAAGGAGAAGGCGUCAGCCUACAUCACCCUCACUUAGGGGAGGGGGGGGGGCGCGGGGGCGGCUGGACCCCCCCCCCGCACCCCAAAAUCCUCCCCCCCCCAGCGUCCCCCCCUCCAAUUCCCCCCCCCAUGCCCAAAUCCUGCCGAAAGCCAUAAUGGAACCGAGGGGGGUGUGGGGGGGGGGGAAGAAGGGGGGAGGGGGGGGGCAACACAUUGCAUGAUGU
Molecule: messenger RNA, 1278 nt
Organism: Grus americana (Whooping crane)
Lineage: Eukaryota; Metazoa; Chordata; Aves; Gruiformes; Gruidae
Gene: DPF1
Product: double PHD fingers 1
Exons: 11
Coding region: 57-1091 (344 amino acids)
Biological process (GO): nervous system development
Cellular component (GO): nBAF complex
Source: RefSeq, a predicted model, not a curated record